GUUUGCUUCAUACUGCAACAAAGUUGGCAACCAAACUGAAAACAGCACCUUACCUCUACGUUUCCUUUUAUUUGCUUCUCGCGUCAACUCGUUCCCAGCAGGCUCUGGUGCAUCUUCCGGCCACUGUAUCAAAAUGCUGCAUCACCAACGCGACGGACUCGAGUGGGAUGAUGAAGGGUUCGACCUGACGCCCCGUUGGGCGUGGCAGCCCCAGGUCGACAAGAUCGCUCAAGUCUGCCGAAGAGUCCUGGGGCUCUCCGCAGAAGACGACUGCCGCGUCACUUUUCAUGCCGAGGGCGCCUUCAACAAGCUCUAUCUAAUCGACACCGCGCAUGGCAAGUCUCUACUCCGUGUGUCUCUACCCGUCGACCCCAAACACAAAACACAGGGAGAAGUGACGACCUUGCGCUGGAUUCGCCGCAUGACCCACGUCCCGGUUCCCAAAAUCAUCGCCUUUGACGACACCCAAGACAACGAGAUUGGCUUUGAGUGGAUUCUCAUGGAGUUGAUGCCCGGCGUCUCGGCGUACAAGAGGUGGCGCAAGCUGUCCAUGGCUGAAAAGACAUGGCUUGUCGAGCAGGUCGCGGAGUUCCAAAGCCGGCUUUUCCGUCACAGCCACGAGGACGCCAAGUUUCAAUCCAUCGGCACACUCUUUCCAAGUGACCCGGGGUCUGAUUCGAUUUACGGCGAUCCGAAGCCCGGCCGGAUCGUAUCUCGCAUGUUUUUCAUGGGGGAUCACUUCAACUACGACAUUGCCCGCGGCCCCUUCCGAUCCAGUCAUGACUGGCUGAGUGCAUACCUCAGCAUCAUCUGCCAAGCGCAAGCGGAUUUGUCGGCCAAGGCAGAAGACGAAGACGAUCGAGAAGAAGCCGAGAAUUGCCUGCGGGUCGCCGCAAAGUUGACGAAGCUGCUUCCCAAAAUCUUCCCCCCUCUCCUGAAUCCAGCCGAACAGACAGUCCUUUGGCACGACGACCUUUCCCUGCAGAACAUCUUAGUUGACGAUGACGGCAAAGUCACGGCGCUGAUUGAUUGGGAAUGCGUGUCGUGCGAACCGCUUUGGGUCGCUGCUGAAAUGCCCAAGUUUCUGCUCGGGCCCGCACGGGAAGAAGAGCCAAAUCGAGAAGGAUAUGCAGACGCCAGCGAGGAUGUCAUUGGGUCCGAGGAGCUUGAUGACGAAGGAAAGACUGAGCUUUACUGGAUUCAUUUGAUGGAGUAUGAACAGACGCAGUUGCGCAAGGUCUACGCUGCAAAGAUGAAGGAGCUUUGGCCGCAGUGGGAGACAGAGGUUACGUAUGGGACCUUGAAGCUGGAUUUCCUGGGCGCUGUCGGCCGCUGUGCCGCCGGAUGGUAUUUGAAACGGAUAGAGCAGUGGAUUGAUGCGGUGGAAGACGGAGCGUUUCCUCGCUUGAUGGAUGUUCUCAAGCCAAACCUCAACAACUGUUGAACAGCAUGUGUAUAUCUUGAGAUUUGUCGAUAAACCCAUGUACUAAUCCCGCAUGGCUUCAAAGGUGGCAAAGAAGCGAAGAGGAGAACAACGAAGAAGUAGAGGAAACACUGCAGUAAAGGGGCGUGGAGACACUACAAGGCCCUGCCUGGUUCCUGGUUUACAUGACUCUCUCACACAUACACCGUCCACCAUCACUGCUUCACCAGGUGACAG
Parathielavia appendiculata is the source of this 1660-nucleotide messenger RNA. RefSeq names its product kinase-like protein. The record is from RefSeq and is a predicted model, not a curated record. The coding region runs from base 134 to 1444 and encodes 436 amino acids. The transcript has a single exon. NCBI's taxonomy places the organism in Eukaryota, Fungi, Ascomycota, Sordariomycetes, Sordariales, Chaetomiaceae.